AUGAGCCGCAGCUACAAUGACGAGCUGCAGUUCCUGGACAAGAUCCACAAGAACUGCUGGAGGAUCAAGAAGGGCUUCGUGCCCAACAUGCAGGUAGAAGGAGUGUUCUACGUGAAUGAUCCACUUGAGAAAUUAAUGUUUGAGGAGUUAAGAAAUGCCUGCCGAGGUGGGGGUGUCGGUGGCUUCUUGCCAGCAAUGAAACAGAUUGGCAAUGUGGCAGCCUUACCUGGGAUCGUUCAUAGAUCUAUUGGACUUCCUGAUGUCCAUUCUGGUUAUGGAUUUGCAAUUGGGAACAUGGCUGCCUUUGAUAUGAGUGACCCAGAAGCUGUAGUGUCCCCAGGUGGUGUCGGAUUUGAUAUCAACUGUGGUGUCCGAUUGCUGAGAACCAACCUUGAUGAAAGUGAUGUCCAGCCUGUGAAGGAACAACUAGCCCAGGCCAUGUUUGACCACAUUCCUGUUGGGGUGGGAUCAAAAGGCGUUAUCCCAAUGAAUGCCAAGGACUUGGAGGAGGCUCUGGAGAUGGGAGUGGACUGGUCUCUACGAGAAGGGUAUGCCUGGGCUGAGGAUAAGGAGCAUUGUGAGGAAUAUGGGCGUAUGCUGCAAGCUGACCCCAAUAAGGUCUCGGCCAGGGCUAAAAAGAGAGGCCUUCCUCAGCUUGGGACCCUGGGAGCAGGAAAUCAUUAUGCUGAAAUCCAAGUUGUGGAUGAUAUUUAUAAUGAGUACGCUGCCAAGAAGAUGGGCAUUGACCACAAGGGGCAGGUGUGUGUGAUGAUCCACAGUGGCAGCAGGGGCCUGGGCCAUCAAGUAGCUACAGAUGCGCUAGUGGCUAUGGAAAAAGCUAUGAAGAGAGACAAGAUUAUUGUCAAUGACCGUCAGUUAGCAUGUGCAAGGAUCAGCUCCCCGGAGGGGCAGGAUUACCUGAAGGGGAUGGCAGCUGCCGGAAACUAUGCCUGGGUCAACCGGUCCUCCAUGACAUUCUUGACCCGACAGGCUUUUGCCAAGGUCUUCAACACAACACCUGAUGACCUGGACCUCCACGUGAUCUAUGAUGUCUCCCACAACAUCGCCAAGGUGGAACAGCAUGUGGUGGAUGGGAAAGAGCGGACCCUGCUAGUGCACAGGAAGGGCUCCACCCGGGCCUUCCCCCCACACCAUCCCCUCAUUGCUGUGGAUUACCAGCUCACUGGACAGCCAGUUCUCAUUGGGGGAACCAUGGGAACCUGUAGCUAUGUCCUUACUGGGACUGAGCAGGGCAUGACUGAAACCUUUGGAACAACCUGCCAUGGAGCAGGUCGUGCAUUGUCCCGAGCAAAAUCUCGACGUAACUUAGACUUCCAGGAUGUUCUGGAUAAAUUGGCUGACAUGGGCAUCGCCAUCAGGGUUGCUUCCCCUAAACUGGUGAUGGAGGAGGCUCCCGAAUCCUAUAAAAACGUGACAGAUGUGGUGAAUACUUGCCAUGAUGCUGGAAUCAGCAAGAAGGCCAUCAAACUCAGACCAAUUGCAGUUAUCAAAGGCUAAUAUCCCACCCUAGCUCACUUGAGACCACUGACAUGACCAGACGUGACCUAGACAUGGAUUGAUGUGCUCUUGAGAUGCCAAAUUACUGACCUACCAAAUUCUGAAUGUGCCUGGCACAUUGCCCAUUCCAGACUGACAGGGCAGGGGGCUCCCUGAACUAUCCAACAUGGUAAAGAAACACUAUUAGAUAAAGGGCCACGCUAUCUCAUCCAAAGAGGAAUCAAUGAAUGUGCUUGUCCUCUCUGGCCCAGCAGCUCUCUAGAAAAUUGUCCUUUGGGGAGUCAGCCAUACUCAGGCAGCAGUCACUAAUCAUACUUGGCCUCGUCUCACCAUCAGUGGGCAUCAGACCUUCUAGAAGUUCCACAGGCGGUUAUGGGAAUCCCUGGCUUCAUCCUAAGGGCUGCUCUCACUCUUCCUUAGA
This is a messenger RNA of Gracilinanus agilis (Agile Gracile Mouse Opossum), 1939 nucleotides long. It is a transcript of the gene RTCB, whose product is annotated as RNA 2',3'-cyclic phosphate and 5'-OH ligase. Bases 1 to 1518 code for a protein of 505 amino acids. Gene Ontology annotation, biological process: tRNA splicing, via endonucleolytic cleavage and ligation. Gene Ontology annotation, cellular component: tRNA-splicing ligase complex; nucleus. Gene Ontology annotation, molecular function: RNA ligase (ATP) activity. NCBI's taxonomy places the organism in Eukaryota, Metazoa, Chordata, Mammalia, Didelphimorphia, Didelphidae. The transcript is spliced from 12 exons. The record is from RefSeq and is a predicted model, not a curated record.